AUGGCGCGCGCACGAGUACGCCACGCCGGCGGCGAGAUCGCGGACGACGACAUCCUCCGCGAGGUCUUCGCGCGCCUGCCGGGCUUGCAGGACCUCCUCCGCUGCGCAGCCACGUGCAAGCGAUGGCUACACCUCGUCACCGACCCGACCUUCCUCCGACGCGUGGGCCUCUGGCCGGAGACGGCGCGCCGCCCGUCAGUCCUCGUCGGGAUCUUCUCCCAGAACGCGUACCCAACCAGCAAGCACCUGCCUCUGAACGACAGCCCUCCAAGCUUCCUGAGCCUUCAGGCCGGCGGCGCCCGUCUCACCUUCGACUCCUUCGUCCCCAACGGCGAUGGGCUCUUCAACCUGGCAAGACCACUCGCGUCGCGACGCGGCCUUCUCCUCGUGCGCAUCAUGCCGCCUACCCGGGUCGACUGCUACCGCAGCCAUGAAGUCCAUGAAAAGCUCCAUCUGGCGGUGUGCCGCCCUCUGAUCGACAAGCAGCGCAGGCUUCUACCACCGCUUUCCUUCCACGUGAACCGUGGAUAUUUGUACUUGGACUUAGACUUGGACUGGCAUCUAACCGGCUGCGUGCUUCUUACCGACGAGGAUCAUGGUGUCAUUGACGAUUUGGAUCGGCGACGACAACCGGCGUUUCAGGUGCUCUUGACUUACACCAGCAACAGCGGCAUCGUGUAUGUCUACACGUACUCCUCUGCCACAGGCAUUUGGAGCGCGCCCACCAUGUGUCGCCGGGCAUCAUAUUCAUACCUCACCAGGUGCGGACCGUUCGCUGGUGUUGUCACCCGUGGCAUCGCGCACUGGUUAUACAUGGACAAGACAAGUUUCUACACGCUCAAUGUAUGCGCUGCCACGACACAUGUUUCUUGGACCAAGAUCCCCAUCAAGGUCCGCGCCGGUGAGCAGCGGCGGCCACCGUUUCCAUGUGUCACUGGAGAAGGGAGGCUUUCGUUAGUUAAUAUACGAGACCAUGGCGUGCUAGAGCUUUGGACCAAGCAAGGACAAGAUGACGACGAUCGUGGCUGCGAGAUUGGCGGGGGAGGGUGGUUGCGCUCCGACCUGGUAAAUCUAGGAAGCGAGGAGAGAAUAAACCUCAUCUUCUUUGCAGAGAGGAGAGCUGCGCUGCUCGUGGAGCAGCGCGGUGCAUUUUUCACCGUCGACCUCAAGAGUAAGAAAAAGGCAUCCAUUGAUCUCAAGGGCGAGGAAAUGGAGCAUUUCAAAGGCACAUACAGGUUUCCAGCGAAUCUAUGUAGUAGUAGUUGGUGUAGUGGAUUGCACCACGGCCUGAAAAUGUGUGGGUAUAAUAAGCCUGUGUUGUACGAGGUGGAUUGGUCCACUCCCGUUGUCGGGGAGGUGCGAUGA
This is a messenger RNA of Aegilops tauschii subsp. strangulata, 1365 nucleotides long. RefSeq lists its product as uncharacterized. Gene Ontology annotation, molecular function: protein binding. The record is from RefSeq and is a predicted model, not a curated record. Lineage: Eukaryota; Viridiplantae; Streptophyta; Magnoliopsida; Poales; Poaceae.